Torulaspora globosa is the source of this 2157-nucleotide messenger RNA. RefSeq names its product RNA helicase (gene DHR2). Bases 1 to 2157 code for a protein of 718 amino acids. The transcript has a single exon. The record is from RefSeq and is a predicted model, not a curated record. NCBI's taxonomy places the organism in Eukaryota, Fungi, Ascomycota, Saccharomycetes, Saccharomycetales, Saccharomycetaceae. Gene Ontology annotation, molecular function: RNA binding; ATP binding. Gene Ontology annotation, cellular component: catalytic step 2 spliceosome; intracellular anatomical structure.
AUGCAGACUUCUGCGGACUCAGUUUUGCCCAAAAAUCAAAAGAGAGGACGGAAGGUGCAUCCAUUCCAGAGAUCUCAGAGCAAAGUAGUGCAGUUUGUGGAAAACAAGCAAGAUGACGAAGAUGAGCUUGAAAAUCAGACAUUGAGUAGAAAUGAGCUCAAGAAAAAGGCCAACGAUCUACUUCGGGUCAGGCAGACCUUUCCUGUGUACCAGAACAAGGAGGAGAUCAUGAAAUACAUUCGGAAGAAUCAAGUUGCGAUCCUUAUCGGUGAGACAGGUUCCGGUAAAUCGACUCAGAUUCCGCAAUUUGUGCUUGACGAUCUUUACGCGGGUCGAUUCAAGGGUGCCAUAGCGGUCACCCAGCCGAGACGAGUCGCUGCGAUAAAUUUGGCCACACGAGUAGCUCAAGAGUAUGGCUGCAACGUAGGAGAGCAGGUCGGUUAUUCUGUGAGAUUUGACAACGCUACGAGCUCGAAAACUCGUCUCAAGUAUCUGACUGAUGGUAUGCUCUUGAGGGAGUCGAUGAUGCACCGUGAUCUGAAGGAGUACAGUGUGGUAGUUAUCGAUGAAGCACACGAGAGAACAGUUCUAACGGAUUUGAUCCUUGGGUUCCUGAAGUCUUUGAUAGAUGGUCCUAGACCUGAUUUGAAGAUAAUCGUCAUGUCAGCAACACUGCAGGCAGAGAGAUUCAGCUCAUUUUUCCACAACGCACCCAUCCUCUUCGUUGAAGGACGUAAGUUCAGCGUUGAUCAGUACUAUUUAGGACAGCCAUGUGAGGACGUAGUCGAUAGCAUGGUGCGUUGUUGCUGCCAGAUCAACCAAGGCGAGCAGAUGGGAGAUAUCCUGUGCUUUCUGCCCGGUCAGGAAGAGAUCGAUAAGGCCGUGGCCAUCAUGAAUAAGAUUUCACCGUGUAUUAGUGAGACCACUGCUGUUCCGCUAAUGGUAGCGCUGCCGCUUUAUGCAGCGCUACCGCCAGCGCAGCAGGCGCUGGUCUUCAGGCCUGUGAAGGGUUUCAAGAGGAAAGUCGUUUUCAGUACCAACAUCGCAGAAACAUCAGUGACUAUCAGCGGGGUCAAGUUCGUGAUAGACUCCGGUCUCCGCAAAGUGAAGGUGUGGCGGCACCAGCUUGGGCUAGCCACCCUGCUCACCGUCCCGAUCUCGAGGGCAAGUGCGAUGCAAAGAACAGGUCGAGCGGGCAGAGAAAGCGAGGGAAAGUGUUUCCGACUGUACCGUGAAGCCGACUACAACCAACUGCCCUUGCAAACAGAGCCUGAGAUUGCUCGAAGCGACGUCACAUCACCUGUUCUGAUGUUGAAGCGGUACGACAUCGACGACGUCGUCAACUGGACAUGGUUCGAAAACCCGGGCAAGGACGCUCUUGUGCUGGCGCUCCAACAGCUCUACGAAUUACAGGCGCUGGACGAGGCGGGCAAGAUCACCUCCCGAGGCAAGCAAAUGGCGCUACUACCGCUGCCCCCUCAGAUGAGCAGCGUGCUAAUCCACGCCCAUGAGAUCAAGUGUCUGUCGCCUGCGAUCGACAUCGUCGCCUGUCUCAGCGUCGACAACUUCCUACUCAACCCUCCUCCAGAGCUACGAGACGAAGUGAAUGAGCGGAGACUCGCACUAUGCAGCGCCGGCAAGAGACACGGCGACCUCAUAAUGAUGAAAGAGCUUUUCGAUUUCGCCUCCCAGAUCCACACUCCGCAAGAGCGCGUAGAAUGGUGCAAACAGCUGUGCGUAUCGCACCGCGCCUUCAAGAACAUCGCUAAAAUAAAGGAACAACUUAGAACAUACUGCAAACAUCUAUUUAACGACGAUGUGACACAACAAGAGGAGAACGAACUAGCCCUAGACACAAACACGAACAUCGCCCGGAUCGUCAAAUGUUUCCUAACCGGUUUUGCCAAGAACACCGCCAUUAGAAUGCCAGACAGAUCCUAUCGAACAGUGCUAACCGGCGAACCCAUCAGCAUACACCCAUCGUCUCUUCUGUUCCUCAACUCUCACUGUCCCGCCAUAAUGUACACAGAGUACCUAUUCACCACUAAGGGAUACGCGCGCAACGUGACGCGUCUCGAGCUCGCCUGGCUGCAGGAGAUUGCCGGUCUCGGCGCCGUUGCCAAGCAGACCGUCGCGUCACACGAGCAAAGUGUCUAA